AUGCGAGCAAUCUCCCUACUAUCCGCAGCCCUUCUCGCUGCUUCAGUUGAAGCCACUCCGGUUUCGAGAAGGGAUACAACCUAUGUCGGUUACCUGGUGUCGACUUUUACCGAUGCUACACCUCAGGUUCAGCAAUAUCUUUCAAACGGCAACAAUGCCUACAGCUUUCGGUUUCUGAAUGACGGAAGUCCGGUUCUUGCUUCCACGGUAGGCACGCAGGCAGUACGGGAUAUAUUUCUUGCAACAAACACGGCAAGGUCGGAUUAUUACUUGUUGGCAACUGAUCUCGACAUCAAUGCUUCCGGAUUUUCAUGGGAUGCGGCAACACGCACGGGGUCUCGCGGGAUCGUCGUCUGGAGCUCAAGCGAUCUAGUCACCUGGUCAGCAUCGAGCCUCGUCACCAUCGAGGCCGAUACGGCGGGCAUGGUGUGGGCGCCGUCGGCCGUCUGGGACGAUGCCACGUCGCAGUACUAUGUCUUUUGGUCCUCGAGACACUACUCUGCCGACGACGCGGGCCACACGGGCACGGCCACGCUCGACAAGAUCCGGUACGCGACAACGACGGACUUUGUGACGUUUAGCUCGCCCGCCGACUACGUGGCCCUCGACGACACUCCGCUGAUUGACCAGGAAUUCCAGUAUCUGGGCACGUCGGGCAGCUACGCUAGGUUCUUGAAGAAUGAGACGACGUUGCAGGUCUAUGAAGAGACGACUACAGAGGGUCUGUUUGGAACCUGGACGCGGGUUGGCGGCUAUGUGACGACGGACAGUCCGCGCGAAGGCCCUUUGAGUUUCGAGGAUAACUCGACGCCUGGGCUGUACCAUCUGUGGCUGGACAACUAUACCGAGUACGUACCGCUCAAGACGACGAGCAUCACGGAUGGAGGUUAUUCAGACGACAGCGUAUCCGGUUUCCCAACUGGACUCAAGCAUGGCAGUGUCACGCCGUUGACGCAGGAUGAAUAUGAUAGGAUAGCUGCAAAAUACCCAUCCUAG
Messenger RNA from Pestalotiopsis fici W106-1, 996 nucleotides. RefSeq lists its product as uncharacterized. The coding region runs from base 1 to 996 and encodes 331 amino acids. The transcript is spliced from 2 exons. The record is from RefSeq and is a predicted model, not a curated record. Lineage: Eukaryota; Fungi; Ascomycota; Sordariomycetes; Amphisphaeriales; Sporocadaceae.